Molecule: messenger RNA, 2151 nt
Organism: Nerophis lumbriciformis (worm pipefish)
Lineage: Eukaryota; Metazoa; Chordata; Actinopteri; Syngnathiformes; Syngnathidae
Source: RefSeq, a predicted model, not a curated record
AUGCCAAGCGAAGUCAAACCUCGGAUUACAAUUCUCUAUGGGUCUCAAAAAGGUCAAGCCCAGUCCAUAGCUGAAGGGAUAGCUGAAGAGGCAGAAGAGCACGGACUACUUGCUGAGCUCAGCUGUUUGGAUCAGAAAGAUAAGUACAAUUUGGAGAAGGAGAAGUCCCCGGUAAUCUUCAUUGUGUCUACUACUGGAGAUGGAGAGCCACCAGACAAUGCCCUACAAUUUGUCAAGCAAAUAAAGAAGAAGAACCUCUCAUCCAAUCACUAUCAACACAUUCACUAUGCACUUUUAGCUUUAGGAGACACAAAUUAUGAAAACUUUUGCAACUGUGGCAAGACAAUUGAGCGACGUCUACAAGAACUCGGAGCCCAGCAGUUCUAUGCAACAGGCUAUGCAGAUGACGGUGUAGGGUUGGAGCUGGUUGUGGACCCCUGGCUUGAAGGACUGUGGAAAGCUGUCAAAGCAGCGUUAGCAAAUAUGGAAUCUGAAUGGACUAUCAAAGAGGAUUCAGAGAAGACAAUUACCACUUCAUCCACACCGGAUCUCCAGCUAAACUUACUAACCAUCACUGACCAUCAGACUCCAGUUUUGGACCCUGAUUGUGAAUCUACUGGUUCAGUUCCUACCCUGAAUGUUUCAUCCCCAUCAGUUGAAAGUGUUAAUUUAACCACAUUACCAGCAGAGAGACCAAAUGUGGAUUCUGGAAUGCCCAGUGCACCUUCACUGUCACGCUCGGUGCCUCCACUAUCUGACUUGUCUCUUAAUGUCCCCACUCUUCCUCCAUCAUUUCUUGACGUGUCUCUUCUGGAAGUAGACACAGCGGAUGAGAUUUGUGCACCAUUAAACAGCGAAACUCUCAAUAAGGUUCCUAUAUCCCGUGCGGUUCGUUUAACAUCAGGGGAGUCAGUCAAGACAGUCAUCCUUCUUGAGCUUGACAUCUCUGCGUAUCCAACGUUGACCUAUCAACCUGGGGAUUCGUUUGAUGUUUUCUGCCCGAAUAGAAGAUCUGAGGUCAAGCAAUUGCUCCAAAGAUUGAGCCUUGAAGAGAAGAAAAAUCACCGUGUUCAAGUUUCUCUACUUGAAAACACAAAGAAAAAAGGUGCUCAGGUGCCCUCAUACCUACCUCAGUACAUUUCUUUACGGUACCUGCUAACAUGGUGUCUGGAGAUUAGAAGUGUUCCCAAGAAGGCCUUCUUGCGAGCACUGGCUGAGCAUACAACAAACAGUGUGCAGAAGAGAAGACUGCUGGAGCUUUCUAGCAAACAGGGCACCGCCGACUACAACCAGUUUGUGAGAGAGUCGAGCCUCAGUGUUUUGGAGCUUCUUGCUGCCUUCCCAUCCUGCCUGCCUCCCCUCAGUCUUCUUAUAGAGCAUCUCCCCAAGCUGCAGCCAAGGCCUUAUUCAGCUGCGAGCUCAUGCCUUCAACACCCAGGCAAGAUGAAUUUCGUCCUGAGCCUUGUCGAGUUCUCGGCAUGUUCGGGUCGUCCUGCGGGGAGGCGGGGCUUGUGUACAGGUUGGCUCUUUGACCUCGCCGCCCCUGUCCUAGUUCUCCCAGGGAAGGGUGAACCGCAUUGUGACACGGCCCUGCCGCAGAUCCAUGUGAGUUUGAGACCCAACUGCUCCUUUCGACAUCCACCAGACACAUCCGUGCCUCUCGUAAUGGUUGGACCUGGCACAGGUGUAGCACCCUUCAUUGGCUUCCUCCAGCAAAGAGAAAAGGAGAGGCAGCAGAAUCCUGAUGCAGUGUUUGGCGAGACCUGGUUGUUUUUCGGUUGUCGCUACAAAGACCGAGAUUACCUAUUCAAAGAGGAGCUGGAGGGCUUUGUGUUAAGUGGUACUUUAGACCAUCUGAAAGUAUGUUUCUCUAGAGAAGACCCCAAGGAAGAGGACACAAUCAUCUCAGGAGGAACUCCCAAAUACGUCCAACACAAUUUACUACUUCACAGCCAGAAGAUCAUCAACAUCCUGCUCAAGCAAAACGGUUGCCUCUAUGUGUGUGGGGAUGCCAAGAACAUGGCUAAAGACGUAAACGACUCCCUGAUAGAGAUGAUCAAGACUGAGCUUCAGAUAGACCAACUGGAGGCCAUGAAGCAACUGGCUAGCCUGAGGGAGCAGAAACGCUACUUGCAAGACAUCUGGGGAUGA